AUGUUCAUUGGCAUGACCUCACCCAAUCCGCCUCCUAAACCCUCGGAACUGUCAAAAUAUGACAGACCAGAUAGUAUAUCGCGCGGGGAUUUCAAUGCCUUGAUCCACAUUAUAAAGUCCAUGGCGGUCAUUACAGCAGUGGCUGAGAUCGCUGUUAUUCUCGCCCAGGAAUAUCCUUCUCUCUCUGGGCAUAUAUCCCUCCUUCUCCUGUCGCCUAGCAGCGGCUUGCGCGUCACGAAAACAUUUGUCGCAAGCUGGGCGUUCAUAGGCAUGGGCGGUGUCGUCCGCUGGUGGUGCUAUCGCACACUCGGACGGUUCUUCACAUACGAGCUCUCUAUGACGAAGGAGCACCGACUUGUUACUGUUGGGCCAUAUUCCAUCGUCCGGCACCCUAGUUACACUGGCUUGAUCAUGCAGGCGAUUGGCGCAGUCUCGUGGUCUCUCGACUCUGGUUCGUGGUGGUCGAAUUUAGGCAGAUUCAAUGCGAUCGCGCGGAAUUUCUGCGUGGUCCUGUGGGUGAGCAUCUGGAUCAUCGUUCCUGCACUAGCAGUGAGCAGGCUGUCGAAGGAAGACAGGACCCUGAAGAAGGAGUUCGGUGACCAGUGGGAGAAGUGGUCGAGGGUCACUCCGUACAAACUCAUCCCUGGCUGCUUAUCAUGCGUGUACGAGCUGUUAGUCCUUGGAAUGUAUGCCUCAAACCUUCUAGAUCUGUCAUUCGUGACACUUAUGCUGCUGCCCACGAUCAUUGCAGGGCUGCAAACAUACUUUGACCCCACGAUCGGUGCGAAUCUGCUCUACCGCUUCGAGCGGCCGCAGUACGCGGACAUCCGCAAGCAAUACGUGACUGGCCCGACGGUGCAGGUAGGUCAGGAGAAGGAGAUGAGCUCGAUUUACGGUGCCGAGCACCUGCUGCACAUGUCGGUGAGCCUGCCGCAGAUGGUCGCGAGCUCGACGAUGGAUGCAGAGUCGGUGGGCCUCGUUCGGGACCACGUGAACGAGCUGAUGGUGUACAUGGUGAAAGAGCAGCACCGUAUAUUUAUCCGGGAGUACGACUCUGCGAGCUUAGCGUCCGACCGGCUCAACGGUGACCACAAUUUGAUUUCGCGUUCUUGA
This is a messenger RNA of Sparassis crispa, 1113 nucleotides long. RefSeq lists its product as hypothetical. Lineage: Eukaryota; Fungi; Basidiomycota; Agaricomycetes; Polyporales; Sparassidaceae. Gene Ontology annotation, cellular component: NuA4 histone acetyltransferase complex; Rpd3S complex; membrane. The record is from RefSeq and is a predicted model, not a curated record. The coding region runs from base 1 to 1113 and encodes 370 amino acids. The transcript has 6 exons. Gene Ontology annotation, molecular function: protein C-terminal S-isoprenylcysteine carboxyl O-methyltransferase activity. Gene Ontology annotation, biological process: regulation of DNA-templated transcription; C-terminal protein methylation; chromatin organization.